AUGGAUCCCAGGUUGGUGGAGGCAGCGCUUAAUGGAAACGCCAUUGAACUGCAGAAAUUACUUCAAGAGGACCCCCUCGUAAUUGAGAGAGGUUCAGUGGCAGUGUACCCUGAAACUGCCCUACACAUUGCAGCCAUGGGUGGGCAAACAGAGUUUGUGAGGGAGAUAUUGAAGCUUAAACCAGAUUUUUCCACUAGAUUGGACAAGGACGGGUUUAGCGCAAUACACAUAGCCUCUGCAAAUGGGUUUGUGGAAACAGUGAGAGAGCUUUUGAAGUUUAGGCGUGAGCUUGCCCUUCUCAAGAGCAGCAAUGGAAGGACUUCUCUUCAUUGUGCAGCUGUAGCUGGGAGGGUUCAAGUCAUUAGGGAAUUGGUUGGCUUUUUUCCCGACUGUAUCGGAGAAGUGACUCUUAGAGGCGAGACUGCGCUUCACAUAGCCGUGAAGUAUAACCAAUUUGAGGCCUUUGAAGCCAUGUUUGAUAUAGUUAAGCAGCUUAACAUGCAGGAAAUUAUGUUUGCUGGGGAUGAAGAUGGCAACACUAUCUUACACCUUGCAGUUGCUAGGAAGCAGAUUCAGACAGUGAAAUUGCUACUUGGUAGUGAUGGUAGGCAACAAGAAGCAGUGGAUGUGAAUGUGACCACCAAGAGUGGCUUAACUGCUUUAGAUGUGUCCGAUAUCAUACUACAAAUGGUGGGAUCCGGUGAAGCCACUGAUUACAUGCUCAGGGAUUUGCUUCUACGCGCAGGAGCCUUAAGAGCGUCUGAAGUUGAAGACUACCUUGACACUGCUCAAGUUCAUCACAGCCAGAUCUCGGUGAGGGCGGCACCGCCUCCCCAGACUCUCCGACAGUUCUUAUUACAUGAGAUUUCACAUCUGUACCCUUGGAGAGUUUGGAACAUGUUAGCGAAGGAAGUGAAAAAGUCACCAUCACAAACUCAAAAUGCUUUGCUUGUUGUUGCUGUACUUAUCGCAACUAUAACCUACCAAGCCAUACUAAGUCCUCCCGGUGGCCUUUAUGACGGCGACGAUUACACUGCCGCUAAUAUAUCAGCCAAUUUACGAUUUUUCCUUCCAUUCAUGGUUCCCAACUCUAUUGGGUUUUUCGCAUCGCUUAUGGUGAUUAUUUUGGUUAUGGAUGACUUUCCACUCAAAGCAUUGAUGGGGAUCGCUGUGCGUUGUUUGGCUGCAAUUUAUACUUGUGGGCUUUUCAUGAUUGGACCUACUCAUUUAAAUGCUUCACGAUGGGUGCUGACAAUAAUAGGAACAAUGGUCUUCAUGGACAUAGCUCGCUUCGGCUUCCGGUUAGUCAAGAGAUGGUCCAAUGAAAUUAGAAACAGAAGAAUCUAA
Corylus avellana is the source of this 1347-nucleotide messenger RNA. Lineage: Eukaryota; Viridiplantae; Streptophyta; Magnoliopsida; Fagales; Betulaceae. The record is from RefSeq and is a predicted model, not a curated record.